Messenger RNA from Trypanosoma cruzi, 831 nucleotides. RefSeq names its product retrotransposon hot spot (RHS) protein, putative. Lineage: Eukaryota; Euglenozoa; Kinetoplastea; Trypanosomatida; Trypanosomatidae. The transcript has a single exon. The annotation marks the transcript as partial. The record is from RefSeq and is a predicted model, not a curated record.
AGUUCCAAUGCUAAGCAUUACGUUGGCGUGAUGAGUGACAAAUUAUGGGAAUCUGUGAAUCCGUCUCACAAACUUGUGCAAAUUGUCCGAGUGAGAAAGGAUUUACCGACUGAAACAUAUCUCAAUUCUCUAGCCUCCCUUGUGAUUGCGAGCAAAAUUUAUAUUCAUCUAUCGACGAAAAUGCAUUUUAUGGAAAUUUUUAAGCUACUAAUGCAUCCCGACGUCAUUUUGUUAUCUAUCGUUUUGGAGAUGUCAGGCACGGUCACGUUUAUGUGUAGGGGUGCUGUGAAUAUAAUAAUAGAAAAACUCAAGGAGCUGAACCCACAAGAAGGACGCGCUCUCCAGCCAGCGGCGCUGCAAAGGAACCCUCAAGGGCACCCUACUGAAUUUGUUGGAUUACCGACAAAGCAAGGUGAUCCUCUGGAGAAGAAUUUCGCAAGGUACAAGGUGAUGUACAAACCAGCGUACCCAACCUUUCCGCUGGUGGACGCCUUUUUCUUCACGGAGUCACCGCGGAGGACACUGGUUGGGCUGCAGAUGACUACGGCACAUGAUCACCACACCAAAACCGGCACUGUGAGGCAGUUCACCGAGUACCUAUCGUGGUUCUUUACGAAUUGGGGUGAAUUUUCUAAAGGAUUGUCGUGGGAUAUUAUUUAUAUCCAACACGCAGACAGCACGCCGAUGGAAAACUGGCAGAGAUGUGAUUACGUCAAUCCCAGAAGCCGUGAGGAAAAAAAAAUUGUGGAGUUCUGGGACGGAAAGCUACACCAAUACCAGUUUGUGUUAACAACUGAAUUUGUAAGGAAAAUGCGAGAAAUGAAAAUGUAA